AUGGACAAGUUUAAGACUGUUCUGAACAUUGCAGGCAAACAGACCAACCUUGGUUUUGGCCUGAUAGCUCUGCUGACAGCGGGAGGAGAGCAGAUAUUCUCUGCAGUGGUAUUUAAGUGUCCCUGCAACGAGCUGAACUUCGUCUAUGGGUUGGUGUUCCUGCUGGUGCCGGCUCUGGCUCUGCUGCUGCUGGGUUACAUCCUCAGUAAGAAAACGUGGAAGCUGCUGACGGGUCUGUGCCAGCAUACGGGCAAGCUGUUGUGCUGCAAGAAGCUGGCAGCCGCUGGUGUGGUCCUCUUUCAGAUCGGCACCUUUGCGUUUGUUGCGCCUUCUACUUGGAUAGCUGUAGCUUUACUCAAUGGAAACUACUACGAGUGCGCCAUGACGGGUACCAAUGUGAGCAUUUACAACAAACACGUGUGCAGAGAUCCAGACUCUAAGAUCCAGUGUGAGAAGGAGCUGCACAGGUUCCCGUGUGGGAAAAGCGUCAGUGUACCUCAGGCUGUCAGAGAAGAUGUUCUGCUGAAUCUCCGAGCUGAGUCUCAGGUACGUGAAACGCUCUGCUGCUUUUCACACUCGUGUGAAAGAGAUCUUUAG
Molecule: messenger RNA, 597 nt
Organism: Neolamprologus brichardi
Lineage: Eukaryota; Metazoa; Chordata; Actinopteri; Cichliformes; Cichlidae
Source: RefSeq, a predicted model, not a curated record